Cryptomeria japonica (Japanese cedar) is the source of this 2588-nucleotide messenger RNA. RefSeq lists its product as uncharacterized. Gene Ontology annotation, molecular function: mRNA guanylyltransferase activity; protein tyrosine/serine/threonine phosphatase activity; ATP binding. The coding region runs from base 201 to 2333 and encodes 710 amino acids. Gene Ontology annotation, biological process: protein dephosphorylation; 7-methylguanosine mRNA capping. The transcript is spliced from 18 exons. NCBI's taxonomy places the organism in Eukaryota, Viridiplantae, Streptophyta, Pinopsida, Cupressales, Cupressaceae. The record is from RefSeq and is a predicted model, not a curated record.
AGAACGCAAUUUUUGUCCAGAAGGGCGAAGUAUAAUUCUUUCCCAAGUCGCGGUUUGGAAUCGAUCGCCCUCCAAACCCCGAGGGCCAAAUUCACAGAGAUACACUGGCAAGGGCAGAUGCAGAGCAGACUAACAAGAAGAGCAAUUAAUCCAAGAAUUGGAUACAUGUAAGCUAAACCAAUUGUGCUUUGAUUGAUCACAUGGAUUUGAACUUGAAUGCUUCUCCUUUGCCUGACGAUGACGAUCAAGUGGAGUUUGUGGAACAAGACGAGCACGAGCACGAGCAAGAGCAUGAGCAUGAGCAUGAGCAUGAGCAUGAGCGGGAACAUGAAGAAGAAGUUGUGGAAGUCGAAAGCAGUGGUCGUUAUCGUGGACACGAACGCGAAGAAGUUUACGAAGCAGAGGAAGAAGAACGUGUUGAGUCAGGCGUAGAGACUCUCAGACGGGAACGUGAAGAGAGGAAACAACGGAUGAAAAGGGAGCGUCGUGAUGAUGACCGAGAAAGGUUUCCAAAAUUGACGAAAGUUGAGAGUAGACCAAAUGAAAGAUUGCCUGAAGGCUGGAUAGAUUGUCCAGCAGCUGGUGACCCUCUUUCAAACAUAAUUCCCUCCAAAGUUCCUCUUGGAGAGAAAUUCAAUGAUUAUAUUAUCCCUGGAAAAAGAUAUUCUUCAAAGCAAGUGAUUCAUCGUCAACGGGUUUUGGGUAGGGAUGUAGGCAUGGUCAUAGAUCUGACAAAUACUACACGCUACUAUAAGCCAGUAGAAUGGCAAAACAAUGGUAUCAGAUAUAUGAAGAUUGCUUGCAAAGGACGAGAUGCAGUUCCUGAUACUAUGUCUGUGAAUACUUUUGUGUAUGAAGUGGCAAAGUUUAUGCAAUCAAACAAGAUGAAGAAGCAGAACAAAUAUGUUUUGGUUCACUGUACACAUGGUUUCAACCGUACUGGGUAUAUGAUUGUGAAUUAUCUUGUUCGUAUUCAAGGCAUAACAGUGAAAGAGGCUGUCGAUCGCUUUGCUGGAACAAGACCUCCAGGAAUUUACAAGCCAGAUUAUAUUGAUGCAUUGUUUAGGUGUUAUAAUGAAAGAAAGCCAGAAUCAGUGAUUUGUCCCUCUACACCAGAGUGGAAAAGCUCAGUUGUUGAUCUUAAUGGCAAUGGAGUUGAGGAUGAAGAUGAUGAUGGUGACAUCCUGGCUGCUUUGCAGGAUGUUGAGGUUGAAAAUGGAGUAAUGACAAAUGACGAUGUUCUAGGUGAUGAAAUUUGUUUUGGUCAGCAACUGGAACUGCAGAAGCUCUGUUGCCAAGCACUGGGAAUACAAACCCAAGGAAAUUCUCAUUUUCCAGGAUCCCAGCCGGUCUCAUUGGACAGAGCACACAUACAACUCUUGAGGCAGCGUUAUUAUUAUGCCACUUGGAAGGCUGAUGGAACUCGUUAUAUGAUGCUUAUUACACGUGAAGGAUGUUACUUGAUUGAUAGGAAGUUCAGUUUUCGUAGGGUUCAGCUCCGUUUCCCCGUCAGGGGGGUGCAACCGGGCUCCUUUGAGUGUCAUCACUAUACAUUACUUGAUGGGGAAAUGAUAAUUGACACUGUUCCUGAAACAGGAGAGCAACAGAGACGAUACCUGGUGUAUGAUUUGAUGAUGGUUAAUGGACAACCUAAGAUCAAGCAACCCUUCUAUGAGAGGUGGAAAUUAAUACACACAGAGAUAUAUCAACCACGGACAGAUGACAUCAAAUCGAAUCGACAUUACCGCUAUGAUAUGGAACUAUUUCGGGUUAGAAGAAAGAAUUUCUGGAUGCUUUCAGCUGUUGGUAAGCUACUAAAGGAUUUCAUCCCAAAGCUUUCACAUGAAGCAGAUGGUUUAAUCUUUCAGGGUUGGGACGAUCCAUAUGUUCCCCGCACACAUGAUGGUCUUCUUAAAUGGAAAUAUGCUCACAUGAACUCAGUUGAUUUUCUUUUUGAGGUAGGAGAAGGAAAUCGCCAAUCAAUGUAUCUAAUUGACAAAGGAAAGAACCGAAAGUUGGAUGGAGCUCAUGUCACAUUUCCAGGAAGUCAAGAUCCAUCAAGUUUGUCUGGGAAAAUUAUUGAGUGUUCUUGGAAUCCAAAAGAACAGUCCUGGGAAUAUAUGCGUAUUAGGGCAGACAAGCCUACUCCAAAUGGAUGGCAUACAUAUAUGAAGGUGAUGCGAAGCAUAGAAGACAAUAUUACUGAAGAGGUUCUUUUAGGUGAGAUUGAAGAGAUUAUUUGUCUGCCAAUGUAUGCUGAGCGGAUAAAACAGGAGCAGAAGAUGCUGCAUGCACAAGCACAAGCACAGGCACAGGCAAAUAGGAGGAGAUGAUUGUAGGUUAUUCUAAAACAGUGUCACUGUCUGCUCAGUAGGUGUGGAGGGGGAUGCUGAUAAUUUUUUCAUGCCUGGAGGAACACUAGCGACCAAGGAAAGGAGUGGGUAGUCUCAAUCAAAAACCCAUCUGGCAAUAGAACAAUAUAUAUAUAUAUAUAUUGAUGUGUGCUAGUUUUGAUGAAUCAAGCACAAAUGCAUACAUCCACUGUACAAUAUGAUUUCAAACACAAUAUAUUUUAAAUUUUCUUUUUA